AUGGCGACGCGAACCCCGGCUCAGAGCAUCCCAGAGACAGGCUUGAAGCCUGUCUCUGCCGUAUCUUCUGCUGCUCCUGCCUUUCCAACCCAAGAUGACUCUACUACCAGAGUUGAAAGUAACCACGGGCUAGUCGUCACAAAUCAGCAAACACCUGUGUUCGGCUGCCCAUCCAACUUCACAUCGGUGUUGGUUUCAAGGACUCUCGGGUCCACGGGCUGGCGUGAGAACAAUAACAGCUCCUCUGGUUUGCUCGAUUCCCGUGAAGACUGCAUCGCUGGCGUGCCGUUGACCUCGUUCCCCGCGCCCCGGGAUGCAAGCAGCGAUUUGAAAAGCUUGCCCAAUACAGCACAAUCUGGUUUUGCUCAAGUGGCUCUGGGUAAACCUUUGUCCAAGCUUGAGCCCGACCAGAUUUUCAAUUUCCAGGCUCUAUCUGCUCCUCGUCCUUCUCCAGACCGGGUUGACCAGAAUCCCGAGAACUAUCCCGAACCGAGUAGCCUGGGGUCUCUUGUCGUUGGGCAGUUGACUGCCAGCCAAGUGCUGUUUUAUUUCGGUGUUCUUUCCAUUAUGGCUCGCCUGAACCCUCAAUAUCACUUCAAAUACGGCGGUAGGGAUGGGAGGAACAUCGGAGCUAGGCUCACUCUCUAUGGGCACACCAUCCUUGUUCAGCCUACCGCGGAAACGGUAUUGGAAGCUAAAGUCGCAGCAUGUCGUGGAGCUCUCGAGGGCUUGCGAGAGUUCAACCCUCAGUGGCUGGUAGCGCCCCAGCCCAUGGAUCGUCCGACCAGCCCUGACUGGAACUGGGUUCAGAUGCUUUAUGUGGUCAAUGACGGACUAUUUCGCACCGCGCGGGGGUGCAUCAAUCUGUCGGAGGGACGAAAUACAGUGGCCCAUAUGACCCUGUAUCAGCUCCUUGUGGGACAGAUUGGGCCUAAUGUGUCCAUACUUCCUCCUGAUCCGUCAUCAUCCCCAAUGGAGGAAGGCGAAUUACGUCCCCACAAGGGUGAGCAGUAUGGCAUGAUCCAAGGCUCGGGAUUGGGGCAUCAAGAAGACGGAACGCUUGAUCAGCCUGUUUGCUCUGCAAAGGCGAAAACCUCCAAUCCCUUGCCCAAGCAACUGCCGAUACGCAGCAGGCGGGGGAGGAAAGCAUCCUCCAAGGCCCAGUAUUUUGCGCCUAACGGUAAUGCAAAUCUAAUUCCUCUGGCCAACAGUCGGCUGGCUUCUAUUAAGGAGCCGGUCCAAAAGAAGGAAGGCCCACUGGAAAUGCUGAAGGCGAUCCAAAAGGCACUGACCCAAAUGCCCCGACAGGCUUCAUAUAUGAGAGUCCUGGAAAAAAUCUGCGAUGUCCUUAAUGCCAACUGCCCGACCAUCCGCCGCGAAAAGAAUAUUUCCGAUACUUCUGGGAAUUCAUAUGUGGUCUUGGCUCGGUUCGACAACAGGAAUCCUUACCUGAACCGCGCCAGUCCCAUCUGGCUGGCUGAAGUCUCGAACCCCGACCCAGACUUAGCUCAUGGUAUCGGCGUGAAGAAGCUCAUCCUGUGGCUUCUAAAGAUGGUCAAAGAGGAUUCCGGGGUGACCAAAAAGGCUUACAAUCGCGAGCUGGCAUUUCUGAAAAAACUCGAGGCCGAAGUCGAAAACCGCCUGCGUCGUUGA
Penicillium alfredii is the source of this 1653-nucleotide messenger RNA. RefSeq lists its product as uncharacterized. Lineage: Eukaryota; Fungi; Ascomycota; Eurotiomycetes; Eurotiales; Aspergillaceae. The record is from RefSeq and is a predicted model, not a curated record. Bases 1 to 1653 code for a protein of 550 amino acids. The transcript has 5 exons.